UCCAACGUUCAGGCUCCCCUAGUUUUUGCACCGGUUGUCUAGCAAGCUUUCUCUUCUCACAUAUAUGAUUCUUACACGCUCCGAAUACGAUCGCGGUGUCAACACUUUCUCUCCCGAAGGACGAUUGUUCCAAGUUGAAUAUGCUAUUGAAGCUAUCAAGCUCGGUACAACUGCAAUCGGAAUCGAAACUUCAGAGGGUGUCAUUCUUGCUGUUGAGAAGCGUGUUUCCUCUCCUUUGAUGGAACCCUCUUCUAUUGAAAAGGUUCUCGAAAUUGACGAACAUAUUGGUUGUGCUAUGAGCGGUAUGACCGCCGAUGCAAGAACCAUGAUUGACCACGCCAGAGUGGUUGCUCAGAACCACACAUUUACCUACGACGAAAAAAUCAAAGUAGAGAGUAUCACACAAGGUGUUUGCGAUCUUGCAUUACGGUUCAGCGACAGCGCAACUGGUGAAAAAGCCAGCAUGGGACGACCAUUUGGUGUUGCAUUACUCAUUGCUGGUGUUGAUGAGAAUGGCCCACAAUUGUUCCAUGCUGACCCUUCAGGUACAUUCAUGAGCUAUAACGCUAAAGCCAUUGGCUCUGGAUCAGAAGGUGCACAGACCGAACUCCAGGAUAACUGGCACAAAUCCAUCAAGUUGCAGGAGGCAGAGGAACUUUCACUCAAGGUCCUCAAGUCUGUGAUGGAAGAGAAGCUCAACAAGUCAAAUGUGCAGUUAGCGUCAGUCACCACGAAAGAUAAAUUCAGAAUCUAUAGCGAAGAAGAACUUCAAGCCGUCAUUGACAGAUUGUAGAAAUAUAAUUAAAAAACAGGAAUCAAAUCAUUAAUAUUUUUUGGUUUAUUGGG
Messenger RNA from Umbelopsis ramanniana AG, 846 nucleotides. RefSeq lists its product as uncharacterized. The transcript has 6 exons. The record is from RefSeq and is a predicted model, not a curated record. The coding region runs from base 65 to 793 and encodes 242 amino acids. Lineage: Eukaryota; Fungi; Mucoromycota; Umbelopsidomycetes; Umbelopsidales; Umbelopsidaceae. Gene Ontology annotation, biological process: proteasome-mediated ubiquitin-dependent protein catabolic process. Gene Ontology annotation, cellular component: nucleus; proteasome core complex; proteasome core complex, alpha-subunit complex.